CCCCCAAUGACAGAAGAUUGAUAGUCCGCCUGCUGUCUGCCGCAGUGGUGGGUUGUGUUAUCGUGCGAGCGUAUUAUUUCUUACAAUUUAUUGUAAUUUGGGCGUAUUGUAUUAAUUGUUAAGUGAAUAUAACAAAAAUAAAAAGUAUUUUAUGAAUACACAAAGUCUGUGACUAAAAAACAAAGUGACAUAUUCAUAACUGUUGUUGAAAAUAGGCAAUGCAGUGUUUGCUAUCGAGUAGAUUUUUUUAAAAAGUUGUCGUUUAUUUACUCUGCAAUGGGAAAAUUAUUGAGUCUUUUGUCUCGGGAUGACUCGAAUUGUUGUUCAUCGCCGCGGUAUGAUAUAUUUUUGGAUUUUGAGAACGCCGCGCCCACAGACACUGAACGCGAUGUUUAUGAAGAGGUGCAAAGGGUGCUGCUUGACUCAGAGAAAAUACUCGAGGAGAUACAGUGUUACAAGGGAGCGGGGAAAGAGAUACGAGAAGCUAUAGCGGACCCAUCGAGGAUAUCACAGGAGCGAGCCUGGCGCGCCGUGCGUCCACUCGUGGACAAACUCCUGCGCUGCUACAAUCACUCUCUGCAACUACAGCGGGUAGUCCCACGGUUACUGGGCUCGCUAGUGGGCGGGGCGAUGAGUCCCACGCAGCACCUUGAACAACAGCAAGCUCUCGUCAAACAGUUCGCAGAAAUUUUAGAAUUUGUGCUCAAAUUCGAUGAAUAUAAAAUGAAGACACCAGCGAUACAAAACGACUUUAGUUACUACAGACGAAGCGUGUCGAGAGGCGGGCUGAUUAACGCUGAGCUACCUCCUGGAGAGGAGCCUCACAUAACGGCAGAGGUCGCCAACAGAAUGUCCCUCUUCUACGCACAAGCCACACCGAUGUUAAAGGUGCUAUCAGAAGCCACCAGCCAGUUCGUGAAUGAUAACCAGCAAGACUUGGAAAAUACGACGGAAACCCUCAGCACUAUGGCUAAAGUCUGCCUCAGGAUGUUGGAGAACCCGAAAUUGGUAGCUCAGUUUAGUCGCGAAGAGACGUCGCUGCUAGUUCUGCGCGUGAUGGUCGGACUCAUCAUCCUGUACGACUGGGUCCACCCGUCCGGUGCCUUCUGCCGCUCCUCGUCUGUGGACGUGAAGGGAUGCGUCAAGUUCCUGCAGCAGCAGCCCCCCACUAAGGCGGAGCCCCUGCUGAACGCGCUGAGGUAUACGACGAAACAUUUGAACCACCAGUCGACGCCGAAGAACAUCAGAACGCUGCUGGCUGCGUGAGGACAGCACUCGAGCCUUGCAUGUUGCUGUGGGGAAUGAUGCGACAAUAAUUACCUGUGGGGAUACCUCGUUGGCACGCCUUUAUUUUGCUCCUUAGCGAUACAUACCUUAGUAUACGUCUAACACCGUCUCUCAUCGCUACACUUUGAACGUCGAAUGACGAUGGACCACGACAUAACGAACGUUUAAUGUAAUACAUAAGAUUUCCAUUGUAACAUAGAUAGGGGUAACUGUAUCUAUAUCUGACGAGGCAGUCGCUAAUAAUUCCUGAGAAAUAAGAAAAUCAUAUCAUUGUGAGAUAUGGUCAUACACUGUGGCACUUGGAUGAGAGAAUGUUACGUGUCGUCUAAAUAUUGUUCUAUCUUAUAAUUCCUACGGGUGAACAAUAAUAUAAGAACCUGUAUUUUAUUAUUAUCUACGGUUUCAAUUAACUCUUACUAAAUUCGGAAACGUUAAUAGAUAUUAAAAUUUAAUGUAUCUAUCAAAAUUAUAUUUUCCUUACGUUAUGUAGUUAGCUUGCUUUAAAAGCAAAAAUGUGAAAUGUUAUAAUAUUGAGAAGCUAUCCCUACACUCCCACGUUCAUGCAAGGUUUCACUGGACCCUCUUCGUCUCUACAGAAGUCUAGCUGCCAGUCGCAACUCGUAAGUUAGCUUAUAAACUAUCAUAGGAAGGCUUAGACACCUCUAACGUAUAAUGUAAUGAAAAUGAGUAUUAUUUACAUUUAUUCUACGAUAUAAAACUGCCUUGGAUCAUAUUGAUUGGUUACCACACAAUUUAUUAGUGCAAUUCAUUCGAGAAUUUAUUGUUAUUGUUUAGAUGAGUACCUUGGCGUAUCCUUUCUAAUAAUGCACCUGAGUAUCGCAGAAUGCUAACAUUUGAUUUAUAUUGUGAAGUUGAUAUAACGUUAUUAGGUAGGUAAUUAGUCAUUGUAUUAUGUAUUUUCCUUGAUACUUAGGUGAAAAGGAUAUGAUUGCUAGAUGUACUCAACAAACAUUUGGUCCCAGUGUUGGGUGGUAUUAAUAGAUAUUGUAAAUUUUGUAUACUUAGCACAAAUUUUAUUGUUACGCACAUCUCCGUACUUGGAGGGCAACCUGCGUAUGUAUUCGGUUCCAAAGAUUUAUUCAGAACGUUAAUAACUAUCUACUUAUUUCGCUCACUACAUAAUUCGUGCGAUGUAUUAUUUUUUAAAAGACUGAGAUAGACACUCGCGAAUAUUUCAUUGAGUUUCUCGUUGAUACAGUUCCAUUUCUUUUAAUUAAGAAACCAGAAAUGUAUGAAUCAUGAUAUGCCUUAAUGAAUGAAAGAAAUGGGCGUACCUUAAACAGAUAUGAGUAACUACAUGCCUUUUCUAAAAUUAUUAUAAAAUGUUAAGUAUGUCGUGUUAACAAUGUUGAAUUUAUGCAUGUACCACUGCCUUGAUGUUAACUAACAUAAUAAUUUUAAAUUGAAAUUUAUAGGAAUAAUGUACCUAAUAUGAUUCACUAUUUGAUGUAUAAACUCAUAUGUAAGUAUAACGAUUAAGCGUGUAUUGUUUAUUUACAAGUUUAUAAGUAUUUACAUCAUUAUCCCAGUUUAGUUUGACUGGCUAGGCAGAGUGCUGGAACGAGAUACACUAUAUUUUUUAAUUAUAUUUAAAGCCGCUGAUUACGCUCAAUUGCAUGUCGAAUUAAUUCUACGUAAAUAAGAUCUCGAUCUAUUGAUCAGAUUGAAAUUUGUGUUUAAUCAACUCCGAGAUAAGUACGCAAA
Spodoptera litura is the source of this 3012-nucleotide messenger RNA. RefSeq names its product CYFIP-related Rac1 interactor A. The record is from RefSeq and is a predicted model, not a curated record. Gene Ontology annotation, biological process: regulation of actin filament polymerization. Gene Ontology annotation, molecular function: small GTPase binding. NCBI's taxonomy places the organism in Eukaryota, Metazoa, Arthropoda, Insecta, Lepidoptera, Noctuidae.